UCAAGGACACAAUACACAAAUAGGUCAAGAAAGAUUAUUUUUCCAUUCAGAAAAAGAGGAAAAUAUCUGGAACUUAGUGAGAAGGAAAAGGUUAAUUGGAUGGGCACAUAGGACAGACAGUAAUCCUUGCGUUGCCCUGGGAGGAAGAAAUGGGCUUAAAUCAAAGCAUCACUAAACAAGGGAUCACACAUAUUUUUGACCUUCUCAAGAAUAUCAGUGGUGGAAAAGCUCAAUAGGUGUGCCUAUCAUGGAAGAUGCAGACUUCAAAUCGCAAGUGAUUAUGCAGGAAAGAAUCCACUCCAGAGAAAACAGCAUACAAAUUAUCUGAAUGUGGCAAUAGUUUUGGUCAGAACAGAUCCCUUUGGGUUCAUGGAAGAACUCACCCAGAAGAGAUGCCCUACAAAUGCUUCCAAUGUGGUAAAUCCUUUAAGAAAAAUGACAACUUAGUGAUACAUCUGAGGACUCACACAGGAAAUAAACUCUUUGAUUGUCCUGAUUGUGGAAAAAGUUUCAGUAAGAAUUCUAACCUGUUGAAACACCAAAGGACUCACACAGGAGAGAAACCGUUUAAAUGUCCUAUUUGUGGGAAAAUUUUCAGUCAAAAUUCCAGCCUGGUAAGUCAUCAAAGGGCUCACACUGGAGAGAAACCCUUUGAAUGUCCUGUUUGUGGGAAAGGUUUCAGUAAGAAUUCCAGCCUCGUAAGACAUCAGAGGACUCACACAGUUGAGAAACCCUUUGAAUGUCCUGAUUGUGAGAAAGGCUUCAGUAAGAAUUCUGACUUGGUGAACCAUCAGAGGACUCACACAGGAGAGAAACCCUUUAAAUGUCCUGUUUGUUGGAAAAGUUUUGGUCAGAAUUCUCGCCUGGUGAGCCAUCAGAGGACUCACACAGGAGAGAAACCCUUUGAAUGUCCGAUUUGUGGGGAAAGUUUCAGUCAGAAUUCCAACCUGGUGAAACAUCAAAGGACUCACACAGGAGAUAAACCCUUUAAAUGUCCUGUUUGCGGGAAACGUUUCAGUCAGAAUUACAACCUGGUGAGCCAUCAGAGGACUCACACAGGAGAGAAACCCUUUGAAUGUCCUGAUUGUGGGAAAAGUUUCAGUGAGAAUUCCAGCCUGGUGAAACACCAGAGGACUCACACAGGAGAGAAACCCUUUGAAUGUCCUGUUUGUGGGAAACGUUUCAUCAGAAUUCCAGCCUGGUGAGCCAUCAGAGGACUCACACAGGACAAAAGCCCUUUGAAUGUCCUUUGUGUAGAAAAUGUUUCAGUCAGAA
Notechis scutatus (mainland tiger snake) is the source of this 1275-nucleotide messenger RNA. Lineage: Eukaryota; Metazoa; Chordata; Lepidosauria; Squamata; Elapidae. The record is from RefSeq and is a predicted model, not a curated record.